Messenger RNA from Leptinotarsa decemlineata (Colorado potato beetle), 1131 nucleotides. RefSeq lists its product as uncharacterized. Gene Ontology annotation, molecular function: protein binding. NCBI's taxonomy places the organism in Eukaryota, Metazoa, Arthropoda, Insecta, Coleoptera, Chrysomelidae. The record is from RefSeq and is a predicted model, not a curated record.
AUGUUUCGCGUUCUGGUUUUCUUGUUUACGGUUUUAGUGAAAUAUGUGUAUACCGGGUGUGUCACAGCAAACUUCAAUGCCGAAUGUAAGUCAGUUACGCAGUUGUCAGAGAGAUAUAUCAACGAAUCUCUGGAAAACUUCCAAAACAUCAAGGAAUUGCAUAUAAGAAACGAAGAUUCGGAGCUGAUCGUUUUCGAAUUUGCGUUUGCGCAUACAAAGCAGUUGCAAACUAUCAUGAUACGAAAUAGCCGCAUUCAGAGGAUAUACGAAAAUACGUUCAAAGAUUUACCAUUGAAAUUUCUCUACAUUAACUACGAUGGCAUUGAGCAAAUUAAAGCAGGAGCUUUCCAGAAUUUGCCAUCGCUGCAAAAAGUGGUGGCUAGCCACAACAAAUUGAAAACUGUUCCAAGAGGAGUAUUCAAGAAUUUACCAGCUUUAACAACUCUAACACUGUCCCAGAACGAUAUAUCAUCCGUAGAUGAGUCUGCUCUGGAAAAUCUUCCUCGGUUGAGUAAGUUACACCUGGAUAAUAAUAAAAUCGCGUCUAUUUCUAUGCACCGAAUGCUGAGCAAUCCUGAACAACUGGAAAUUCUCUGGCUCCACAACAACAGUUUGACCCUCUUAACUAAUUUCAUGCUACAAAAGCUGACCAAGCUGAAGCUACUGAAUUUGGGAUUCAACGACAUUACCGCCAUAGAAACCAGUGCUUUCGAACAAACUCCACAAUUGGAGACAUUAGUUUUGAUCAACAAUAAACUGAAAGAAGUGGACGGCAAUAUAUUUCCUAGAAGUGGUAUGGGCCAACUGGAUAAACUGUACUUGGAUAACAACGAACUGAUGUUUCUACCUUCGAGCUUCUUCUUCAGAUUGAAUGUUUUGAAAUGGGUUACCCUCGUUGGAAAUCCUUGGGAGUGUGCAUGUCUCGACAAUAUCUAUAGAAUUCUCUUGGAGAACGAGAUUACAGAAAAGUGUCAAUACACGUUUGUGGCAGGCCGAAGACCGAUUUGCGUAAGCAGGGAUGCUACGAAAAGAGUUUGCAGCUACAAAUACGACAGCGAAUUGAGUACGAUGUAUAUUAAUCAUAAACGAAAGUAUCCUAUCAAUGUUAGACCACUGACUUGCAUUUUGUGA